Molecule: messenger RNA, 1131 nt
Organism: Triticum urartu
Lineage: Eukaryota; Viridiplantae; Streptophyta; Magnoliopsida; Poales; Poaceae
Source: RefSeq, a predicted model, not a curated record
UUUGAAUCAGAAGGAUGCUCAAACGCAGACCUUCAAGAGAAUGUAAAGUCUUAACAAGCAGAGGCUUCUAAAGCCAAGGAAGAGCUGACCAAUGCCGUGGAAGCUAUGGAGAAGUUGAAAGAGACCUUCAACAAGGAGCGCGCUGACUGAGAAACAUAAAAGGCCAGUUUGAUGAAAAAAGGCCGAGGACGCAGAGGUAGCCCUGAAACCGGUGGUGGAAGAACUGACCGGUUUAAAGCGGCAGAUUGACGCCAUGACUUCUAUUGUGUUUGGGACCUGCAUUGCUCAUCUGGGCUCUGAUAUGCGGCUGAAACUUAAAGCGGCGUACACUUUAAUAGAACAGCUGUUCUCUGGAUCCCAGCGUGCCAUUUUCACUGCCGCCUAUAACAAGCUGGUGCCAUCGUUGAUAAAGGAAACACUUGAGAAGCUGUCCAUGCUACCCGCCCGGAUCACCGAACUGAAGAGAUCAGCCACAAGAUCAGGAGCGCUGAUCGCGCUAAUCCGGGCCAAGGCAUGGAUUCCGGAUCUUGAACUGGCAGAUAUCAUCAAAGGAUAUCAUGGCAUGAAAGAAGACGGCUCAGACUUCAAUAAUGACGUUCUGCGAAGGCUGACAAAGGCGAUGCGGCCAAUAGCAAGCAAACUGGCGGAGGACACAGAUUUAUCUCACUUCCAACCGGUUUACGAUGCUGAGGGAAAGAGACAGCCCACUGUUAUCCAUGAUGUUGAAGAGCUUGUGCCUCCAAUCCGUAAGCAUACUUACGCGAUUGACAUUGACCCCUCCAGCCUUAUCCAUGAAGAGGCCGUGUUUCAAGCUUUAACCGGAAUCGAUUGGUCAACGGUUGAUUUCCAGCGUCUAGAGAGGGAUGAAGAGGAUGUGACUGCACAAGAUGACCCUCAAUCGUCAAGCCGUCCCGAUGAAGAAUCCUAAACCGACGUCCGGUUUAUCAGCUACAGUCUGCCACUGCUUGAAAACAAUUAUUCAAUUUGGGCCGUUUUGAAGCUCCUUGUAAUAGGAUAGCAGAAACACCUUUAUCUGCCAUGCCAUUGAGCAUGCUUAUGUUGCUUGAUAGUUUGAAAAUUUGUUCCACUUUUGGGAUUUAUUUAUGCAUAGUCCAUUAUACUUUGUGUUCC